This is a messenger RNA of Chenopodium quinoa (quinoa), 1454 nucleotides long. RefSeq lists its product as uncharacterized. The transcript has a single exon. Bases 141 to 1310 code for a protein of 389 amino acids. The record is from RefSeq and is a predicted model, not a curated record. NCBI's taxonomy places the organism in Eukaryota, Viridiplantae, Streptophyta, Magnoliopsida, Caryophyllales, Amaranthaceae.
UACAAGUGGUGGAAAUACAAAGCCAAUGGUCAGCACCUAAUUCAAAGUAUACUGAUGAUAGAUUUGGAUGGCUGAUUGACUAUAAAGUUAGCUAUAGUAUAAGGCUUAUCCAAGUUAGAUGCAGGCAUACAAUUUUAGACAUGAAUUCAGGGAAUGUUGAAGCUUCCUUACUGCCCAAACACGAUGAUAUCGAGUCACAAAACGAGAAGCUGCAAGGGACGGAAGAAGGAAUUGGGAUCGAUAUCAGGAAAGCUAUCGUUAAUCUCAAGAAGUUGAAGUCAUUUGAAAUUCUGAAGUCGGCUUUGAAAAUAUUUACCAGUAAUACCAAGUUUAUGCUCUUCAUGAUAUUAUCUAUUCUUCCUCUUUUUGUUUUUAUGGUCUUUUAUGAUAUAAAACUCCAGAAAUCAAUAAGUUUUCUUUCAUCAAACCCACUACUACUGCAUAACUACCCCAUGUCUAUAACAACUAUGUACGCAUUUAAUUCCUCAGUAAACAGUACUGCUUCAGCCUCACUAGAUGAUUAUCAAGUCGUGUUGUACGAUGGUAAUGAGCUCAUUAAUACAACAUAUUUUGAUCAAAGAAGGGAGUUUUUCAUAAACACAUUCCAACUUUCUCUCUUUUAUUUGCUUCUCUAUCCCUUUCUAGAGUUCUUUAGCUUGAGUUUAACUACGAAAAUUGCAUCGAAAGUUCAUGCAGUUGAGAAACUGCCAACUCUCAGAGAGCUGUUUCACCAGAAAGUUAAUUUCGGCAGUUCUUUUAUUACCUAUCUCUGUGUUCACUUGCUCUCAUCUGCGACAUUGUUAGGUCUUUCUUGGAUAGUAUUAUUUCAUAAUCUUUUCUUCUCAGGACCUAGCUAUUCCGAACAGGCUAUUAAUUUCUGGUAUUUAACGGUUUGCGUACUUCAGUCAGUGAUGUUUCUAGCUUUGCUUUACAAGUACCUUGAUUGGAGUGCAUUUUGGAAUAUGGGAAUGGUGAUUUCUUGUACAGAAGAACAAACUGGGGUUGCUGCGCUAGGAUUGUCAGACUAUUAUGGAAGGCAUUCCAAGAAAACCGGGUUUCAAUUGAUGCUCGGUUUUUUUAUAUUUGGUAAUGUUCUGAGGCUCCCUUGUUUGUAUGCCGGAUUAUGUAAUGGGAGUUUUGCUGGUGUUAUGAUCACUUCCAUUGUUAUAAUGUCAGUUUCAAUUGGAAACUUGGUGAAGUGGAUUGCUUUUCUAUUGUACUUUCAAUAUUGUAAGCAGCAAACGAUGGAAAAGAAGGUUGAUGAUCAUAAGCAGGGGAAAACUGUGAAAGCAGCUGGGGAUCUAUCUUGAUGUUUUAAUUUAGUUUUGCUUUGAGGCUAUCCUUUCUACUUGCAAAGUUGUGUAUGCUAUUGAUAGAACAAUGUAUACUACAAGAGGGGGGGGGUGAAUUGUAGUGUAUGUAGACUAUGGUAAAUUUUGCGGAAUUAAAUCUAC